Ochotona curzoniae (black-lipped pika) is the source of this 1571-nucleotide messenger RNA. RefSeq names its product ETS variant transcription factor 4 (gene ETV4). Gene Ontology annotation, molecular function: sequence-specific DNA binding; DNA-binding transcription factor activity, RNA polymerase II-specific. The record is from RefSeq and is a predicted model, not a curated record. Gene Ontology annotation, biological process: cell differentiation; regulation of transcription by RNA polymerase II. Gene Ontology annotation, cellular component: nucleus. NCBI's taxonomy places the organism in Eukaryota, Metazoa, Chordata, Mammalia, Lagomorpha, Ochotonidae. Bases 88 to 1551 code for a protein of 487 amino acids. The transcript is spliced from 13 exons.
GAAAGCUGAGGCGGCGAGCCCGGCUCGCGGGAGCAGGUCUCUGCCCCCGCGCGGGGCCCCGGCCGCGCGGCCGGAGGGAGCGGCCGGAUGGAGCGGAGGAUGAAAGGCGGAUACUUGGACCAGCAAGUGCCCUACACCUUCUGCAGCAAAUCGCCCGGAAAUGGGAGCUUGCGAGAAGCAGCGCUGAUGGUCCCGCAGGGAAAGCUCAUGGACGCGGGCUCGCUGCCGCCCCCCGACUCUGAAGAUCUCUUCCAGGACCUAAGUCACUUCCAGGAGACGUGGCUCGCCGAAGCUCAGGUACCAGACAGUGAUGAGCAGUUUGUUCCUGAUUUCCAUUCAGAAAACUUGGCUUUCCACAGCCCCACCACCAGGAUCAAGAAGGAGCCCCAGAGUCCUCGCACAGACCCGGCCCUGUCCUGCAGCCGAAAGCCGCCACUCCCCUACCACCAUGGCGAGCAGUGCCUUUACUCCAGUGCCUAUGACCCCCCCAGACAAAUCGCCAUCAAGUCCCCCGCCCCCGGUGCCCCUGGACAGCCGUCCCUGCAGUCCUUUCCCCGGGCAGAACAGCGGAGUUUCCUGAGACCCUCAAGCACCUCGCAGUCCCACCCUGGUCAUGGGUACCUUGGGGAGCACAGCUCCGUCUUCCAGCAGCCCCUGGACAUGUGCCACUCCUUCACAUCUUCUCAGGGUGGGGGCCGGGAGGCCCUCCCAGCCCCCUACCAACACCAGCUGUCGGAGCCCUGCCCACCCUACCCCCAGCAGAACUUCAAACAGGAAUACCACGACCCCCUGUAUGAGCAGGCGGGCCAACCAGCUGUGGGCCAGGGUGGGAUUGGUGGGCACAGGUACCCAGGGGCUGGGGUAGUGAUCAAACAAGAACAGACGGACUUCGCCUAUGACUCAGAUGUCUCUGGGUAUGCCUCCGUGUACCUGCACACGGAGGGCUUCUCUGGGCCUUCCCCAGGGGACGGAGCCAUGGGCUAUGGCUAUGAGAAGCCUCUGCGACUGUUCCCAGAUGAUGUCUGCGUUGUCCCUGAGAAGUUCGAAGGAGACAUGAAGCAGGAAGGGGUGGUCGGAGCAUUCCGGGAAGGGCCGCCCUACCAGCGUCGGGGUGCUUUGCAGCUGUGGCAGUUUCUGGUGGCCCUGCUGGAUGACCCAACCAAUGCCCAUUUUAUUGCCUGGACGGGCCGGGGGAUGGAGUUCAAGUUGAUUGAGCCUGAGGAGGUUGCCAGACUCUGGGGCAUCCAGAAGAACCGGCCGGCCAUGAACUACGACAAGCUGAGCCGCUCACUGCGAUACUAUUAUGAGAAGGGCAUCAUGCAGAAGGUGGCCGGUGAGCGAUACGUGUACAAGUUCGUGUGCGAACCCGAGGCCCUCUUCUCUCUGGCCUUUCCAGACAAUCAGCGUCCAGCUCUCAAGGCUGAGUUUGAGCGGCCAGUCAGCGAGGAGGACACAGUCCCUUUGUCCCACUUGGACGAGAGCCCUGUCUACCUCCCAGAGCUGGCUGGCCCUGCCCAGCCCUUUGGCCCCAAGGGGGGCUAUUCUUACUAGCUGCCAGUGGCUUCUGCCCC